UAGCGGCGCUUUUUAUGAUACGCGGUUAAUAUCCAGAGCGAAAAAUUAUGGAGAAAGUAUGGGGAAAUGUAAAUAAAUAGAAAAUAGAAUAUCUCUUACCACUAACUAAUGAUCUAUCCUACUUUCAAGUUUAGGAAGUUAAAAUGGCGAAUAAUACUGAAAUAGAUGAGUUGGCUCACGCGAUUGCUGGUGCUGGUGGAGGUGCGUUGUCAAUGAUAGUUACCUAUCCAUUAGUCACAAUAUCUACAUUAGCUCAGACAAAGCAAAAGAGACAAGAGCAAAGAUUAAAGGAUAAGGCAGCUGGAAAACCAGUUAACGAAGACGAUAAUUAUGACACUAAUAUCAUUAAGUUCGUGCAAAAAAAUGGAAUCCUUAAAUUGUAUUCUGGAUUAGAAAGUGCUCUUUAUGGGAUAACUUUAACAAACUUCAUUUAUUAUUAUUUUUAUGAAUGGAGUACUAAAUUUUUUAUCAGCCGUCGUCCCAAACAUUCUCAACAACGUGGUUUAACUACAAUACAAUCAAUAAUAGUUGGUGCUAUUGCUGGUAUUUUCACAUGCAUAGGUUCCAAUCCUUUCUGGGUUGCCAAUACCAGAAUGAUGACAGACAAAAGCAAUGAAAGCAAGUCAACUUUAGCAACAUUAUUACACAUUGUGGAAACCGAUGGAGUUGGAACUUUAUUUGCUGGUGUAUUUCCAGCAUUGGUUUUAGUGAUUAAUCCUAUUAUACAAUAUACCAUAUUUGAACAAAUCAAGAAUGUUUUGAUCAAGCGUGGGAAUAAGUUCACGGCAGGAAAUGCCUUUUUCAUCGGUGCUUUUGGUAAAUUGAUUGCUACAUCAUUAACAUAUCCUUACAUUACCUUGAAAGCAAGAAUGCACCUUAAAAGAAAGGAUGAAAAAGAAAAACAAGAGAUUGAAGGAAAGAAAGAAGAAUCCAUGGUUCAGCAGAUCUUAACUAUAGUUAGAGAAGAGGGAAUUGAAGGUUUAUAUGGAGGCCUUACUAUCAAGUUAAUACAAUCUAUUACUACGGCUGCCUUUUUAUUUUACUUCAAAGAGGAAUUACUUAGUGGUAGUGUAAGACUUGUAGAGAUAUUCAAGUUGUUAAAGUUAAAAAAUAAUGGCAAGAAAUGAAAGAAGAAAUAAUAAAAAAUGUUUAGAAUACACUAGAUGCAUGUAUAGUUAGAAUAAUGUAAUCAAAAACAAAUCUCUCAG
Messenger RNA from Scheffersomyces amazonensis, 1208 nucleotides. RefSeq lists its product as uncharacterized. The record is from RefSeq and is a predicted model, not a curated record. Gene Ontology annotation, molecular function: ADP transmembrane transporter activity; FAD transmembrane transporter activity; NAD transmembrane transporter activity. Bases 144 to 1127 code for a protein of 327 amino acids. Gene Ontology annotation, biological process: transport. NCBI's taxonomy places the organism in Eukaryota, Fungi, Ascomycota, Pichiomycetes, Serinales, Debaryomycetaceae. The transcript has a single exon. Gene Ontology annotation, cellular component: peroxisomal membrane.